Cyclospora cayetanensis is the source of this 339-nucleotide messenger RNA. RefSeq lists its product as uncharacterized. The record is from RefSeq and is a predicted model, not a curated record. Bases 4 to 339 code for a protein of 111 amino acids. The transcript has 2 exons. NCBI's taxonomy places the organism in Eukaryota, Apicomplexa, Conoidasida, Eucoccidiorida, Eimeriidae.
AAAAUGGCAGACGAAUUAGUUGGGUGUAUAUGCAGCUCUCUGGCGGGGUUGAUGGGGGCCGUGCGCGACGCCGUAGCCUCCGCGAAUGCAUUAGGUUCUCCAAGCGACGUGUUACCCUCGGGGGGAGACACCACAGCGGUAGCAUCAGGAUCUGUAGAAGGUGGAAGGGGAGAGCAGGCGACGGCGGGGGGCCUCUCGCCGACUCAGAUUGCCUCCCUGAUUCUCAUCAUGGUCGCAAUUUUUUUCUCCGCGUUCAGGAGCUCCCCUUCAACCCCGGCAAAGGCACCUAGGGGUCACUCUUCCCGAGAAGAUGAUGACGCAAGCCCCCCAGUCGCGUGA